Messenger RNA from Oryza sativa Japonica Group (Japanese rice), 1474 nucleotides. Lineage: Eukaryota; Viridiplantae; Streptophyta; Magnoliopsida; Poales; Poaceae. The record is from RefSeq and is a predicted model, not a curated record.
AAAAAAAAAAAAAAAAAAGGAUCCAGCGAGCACACCCCACCAUUCCCCCUUUGUCACCACCUUCCACCACCGGUUCUUGUUUUCGUUGCUGUUUGGGUUUGUGUUUUGUGGCGUCCUUUGUGGUUAGGCUCGCGUCUCUACUUCAACUAGCCUAGGACCAGCACUGUACACUAUACCCUUGAGCGAUUAUUCAAUUUCCUUUGGCUAACGUGGUUUCUAGUUUUCUCUUGAGCAUUGCUUUCAGCCCACCAACAGCUCCACCACAAACCCGACUACAGCUUGACAGGUCUUGUUGCUACAGCACCGAUACACCUCGUUCCACGGUUGCUAACUUGUGGGUUGCUGUCCCCCUCCUGUGGGCAAGGUAAGAACUGGUAAGAGCUUGUGAGACAAGCUGCGAGUGAAGUGAGAGUGAGCGUCUUGCAAAAGCUACAUCCCAAUAGUUGUGUAGGGCUUACAUUACAUCCUCCAUUGUUUUGUUGUCCUUCAUUUCUAAACCAUGGCAGGUCUAGAGGAUAAAGAUGAGGAGGGUGCAUCUCAUUCCCCACGCACCAAAGGCAUCAUCCAAUACUUUACAAGGCAAGUGAAGCAGCACACAGAAGGACUUGAUACAGAUUUGCAGGUGACAAAUGAGAAGAUUGGACAAUUGGAGUCCACGCAGAUCUCCACCAACACUAAGCUUACAGGGCUGGAGACAGCGGUCGCCCGCAUUGACACUAGCCUUGCUGCUCUUGUGAGGCAUUUUGAUGCUCUCAAUGCUGGAGGCAAUGGUGGGGGUAAUGACGAUGACAUUGACGGAGAGUACGUCGAGGAUAAUUUGGAGGAUGAAUAUAUUGCUGACACUGAACAAGAUGAUCGAGAUGCUCGAGAUCGUCGACGGCUACACAACAAUCGACGAGGUAUGGGUGGUCGCCGCCGACGCGAGGUACGCAACAAUGAUGAUGCUUUUUCUAAAAUUAAAUUUAAGAUUCCUCCUUUUGAUGGAAAAUAUGAUCCUGAUGCGUACCUCUCUUGGGAGAUUGCUGUUGACCAAAAAUUUGCAUGCCAUGAGUUUCCUGAGAACACUAGAGUUAGAGCUGCUACAAGUGAGUUCACCGAUUUUGCUUCGGUUUGGUGGAUAGAACAUGGCAAGAAAAAUCCUAAUAACAUGCCACAAACUUGGGAUGCUUUGAAACGGGUCAUGCGGGCUAGAUUUGUUCCUUCUUACUAUGCACGUGACUUGCUGAAUAGGUUGCAACAAUUGAGACAGGAUGCGAAAAGUGUAGAGGAAUAUUAUCAGGAGUUACAAAUGGGCUUGCUUCGUUGUAAUUUAGAGGAAACUGAGGACGCUGCCAUGGCUAGAUUUUUGGGUGGGUUAAACCGCGAGAUUUAUGACAUCGUAGACUAUAAAGAUUACACUAAUAUGACCCGAUUGUUUCAUCUUGCUUGUAAGGCUGAAAGGGAAGUGCAGGGACGACGUGCUAGUGCCAAGGCU